UCCCUUCGCUCUUUCAUGUCUGCAUGGAAAAGAGAGGAGACAGACACGGAGAGGAGUGGGAGGCGGUAGCAGGAGGCACAGAUCCUGGGAGGGGAGAGGGGUAGGGCCAAGGAGACUCACAUCCCAGCCCUCCUCGCACACACACACACACACACACACACACCCAGAGGCAUUUCCAGCGGCUGCUGCUAGCAAAGCAAAGCAAACCCUCCCCCCCCCCGUUCCCUUCUUGCAAGAGAACUUCCUCGGUUCCCCUUGGAGAGGAGGGUUCAGCCCCUGGGUCUCCCCGGCCCGAGCUUGUGCCAAAGCUCGCCCGGGGCUGAAUCCCUCGGCUCCUUUACCGACCAGCCUCGGGUUCAGGAUCCGUGGCUGGAGCAGCUGGAUACGUCUCACUUCAGGGUAGGGGCUGAUGCCAGACACAACAACUCCUCCGGCGGCGGCGGCGGCUGCUUUGUUUUGGAGUUUGUUUUUGUAGCAGAUCGCCGUUCCUGCAACGUUUUUGGGUUUUUUUUAUUUCUACACACACACACACACACACACUCACUCACUCUCCUCCCCGGACUGCUAGAUGCGGCGGGGUUUCUCUUAACUUCGCAUCAGCGCCCCCCCCCUCCCCAAACAACCGAUCCGCUGGAUCAAAGGACGACACCCCCCCCCCCGCACGAGCCCUGCAUUUGCUUAUUAAUUGCAAAGGGGGCAGGGGGCGAGGCGGCCGGGACAGACGGACGGACGGACGGUGGAGAAGCCGAGAUGCAACUGACCGGGGCUCCUCUCUGCCUCCUGCUGCUCAGCCAGCUCUUCCCUGGCAAGGUUUCAGCCCGCCAAGGCUGCAAGAGCGGACGCUUCACCUCCCUUGGGGACUGCUGUGCCCUCUGCCCCCAGGGCUACGGGGUGGCUGUCCCGUGCGGCAGCUCCAACACGCAGUGCGAGCCCUGCAGAGAGAAUGGGACGUUCUCCUCCACCAGCAGCGCCACGGAGCCGUGCCAGCCGUGCUCACGGUGCCCGGUGGCAGAGGCGUGCACCCCCACCCGCGACACUGUGUGCGCCCCCCAGUGUGCCCCCGGCCACUACCUGCACGUGGAGAACGGGAGCAGCAGCCAAUGUCUGCCUUGCCAGGUGUGCGGGCAGGGCUACGGGGCAGCAAUGCCAUGCGGGCCUACGGACAACACCGUCUGCCAAAGGUGCCUGGAGGGCUUUUACUCGGAGGAGAAGAGCGACUCGGCGCCGUGCCUGCCCUGCCGGCUGGAGUGCCACGAGGACGAGGUGAUGAUCCGGGCCUGCAGCCCCGUGUCGGACACGCUGUGCAUGGACAGAGAGCUGCAGAUCCUGAAGCGCACGGAGGGGGACCCCCGCAAGGAGCACCCCAAGAAGCCCCCGCUGUCUGAGUCAGAGGGCAGCGCCUCCCCCAGCAACUCCUCCGAGUUCCUCCCCCCGCUGCCAGACAACAGCAAGAACAUCAUCCCCGUCUACUGCUCUAUCCUGGCCGCGGUGGUGGUGGGGCUCCUGGCCUAUGUGGCUUUCAAAUGCUGGAACACCUGCAAGCAGAAGAAGCAGCUGGCCAAAGCCAGGGCUGGGGAGCUGGGAGCCUCCCCCGAGGGCGAGAAGCUGCACAGCGACAGCGGCGUCUUCCUCGACACGCACAGCCUGCAGGAGCAGCACCCGCUCAACAAGGCGCACAAGGCUGAGCCCCGGCUGUACAGCUCCCUGCCACCCCACAAGCAGGAGGAGGUGGAGCAGCUGCUGGAGAGCUCCAGCCACGGCAAGGACUGGCGCUGCCUGGCCAGCCAGCUGGGCUACGAGGAAGAAGCCAUCGACACCUUCGGCCGGGGCGAAGCCCCCGCCCACACCCUCCUCUCCGACUGGGCUGCCAAAGAGGGGGCCACGCUGGAGGCCCUGUGCGCAGCCCUGGCCGGCAUCGAGCGGCCAGACGUGGUGGAGAACUUGACCGGCCCAGCUGAGGCCAGCUCGGUGGUGUAAUGGCACGGGCAAGCCAGCAGGGGGGCGCGCACCCCGCGAGACCCGGACUCGCUAGGAGUUUUAAAUGGCAACAAAAAAAGAAAAGGGGGGAGGGGAACAAAUUUUGUUAAUUAUAGGGGAACUUUAAAAAAAAAAAAAAGCAACGAAACAAACAAAAAAGCCACAGAGCAGCGGCCUUUGGCAGGACAAGGUGCAGCACCAUGGUGUGACUGGCGCGGGAGCCCACCAUCUCCUACCGGCAGCGACCGGGCCUGUGGGCGCCAUGUGCCGUCCCUACCGGCGGCAACCGGGCCUGCGGGUGCCACACACUGUCCCUACUGGCGGCGACCAGGCCCGCGGGUGCCACACGCUGUCCCCAAUUGACGGCCAUCAGGCCUGCAGGCGCCACAUGCCGUCCCUACCGGCGGUGACCGGGCCUGCGGGCGCCACGUGCCGUCCCUACUGGCGGCGACCGGGCCUGCAGGCGCCACGUGCCGUCCCUACCGGCGGCGACCGGGCCUGCGGGCGCCACGUGCCGUCCCUACUGGCGGCGACCGGGCCUGCAGGCGCCACACGCUGUCCCUACCGGCGGUGACCGGGCCUGCAGGCGCCACACGCUGUCCCUACCGGCGGUGACCAGGCCUGCGGGCGCCACGUGCCGUCCCUACCGGCGGCGACCGGGCCUGUGGGCACCACACGCUGUCCCUACUGGCGGCGACCGGGCCUGCGGGUGCGACGAGACCUGGGAUUCUGGAGCCGAAGGCUCUGGGUCUCGCCCUGCUUGAGCCUGGGCUUGGGAGCGAGCCAGCCCCUGAGGUGAGCGGGUGGCAGGGAGAGCGGCUGGCAUUGCUGGAGAGGGAGGAGCGUUUGGGGGGACGGGUUCUCUGCCCCUUUGACUCCGUCCCCGUGCCCACCCUGUCUGGGGAUCCCGGCUGGCCGUGUUGUGUGGGUUCCUUCCGUCACGUGGCCAUUGUAACCCAUGGGGAUUAACCAGGGGCUUUCCGCUUCCCUGUGCCCCCUCUGGAAGAGCCCUCAGCCCUACGGACCUGCCAGGGCCAAGCCAUUCGCCCUCCCCAGGUGGACUCCGGCCCCCCGGCCAGGCCAGGGGGUGAAGGGACACAUCACCGGGCACGGGCGUAGGGCUCUGCUGUCUAACCUAUUCUAGCCCCCGCCCUCCUCUGUCACCCCUCCAGCCCAGGCCCUGCACCACCCCCAGUCAGCACCUCCCGCCACAACCAACUGCACCAUUCCCAAACCGUGUCUGCCCC
Mauremys mutica (yellowpond turtle) is the source of this 3224-nucleotide messenger RNA. RefSeq names its product tumor necrosis factor receptor superfamily member 16-like. The coding region runs from base 751 to 1977 and encodes 408 amino acids. Lineage: Eukaryota; Metazoa; Chordata; Testudines; Geoemydidae. Gene Ontology annotation, biological process: Rho protein signal transduction. The transcript has 6 exons. Gene Ontology annotation, cellular component: plasma membrane; cell surface. The record is from RefSeq and is a predicted model, not a curated record. Gene Ontology annotation, molecular function: coreceptor activity; death receptor activity; nerve growth factor binding.